This is a messenger RNA of Klebsormidium nitens, 650 nucleotides long. The record is from the annotation of a GenBank genome assembly. NCBI's taxonomy places the organism in Eukaryota, Viridiplantae, Streptophyta, Klebsormidiophyceae, Klebsormidiales, Klebsormidiaceae.
AUGGGUGGUAGCAUGCGCAGCUCAGGGGCGGUGGAUGAGCUGGGCAAUGCGGGCAUGGGAAUGCAACUUUUUGCGGUCAUAUUCAGCAUCGCGCUCUCAAGGGUUCUAGCCUUAAGAGGCUUUCUAGUGGGUGGAUCAUGGCUUCCUUCAUGCCACAUUUUUAGUCAGGCGGUUGAGUCGAUAGAGAAUUUGAUCCGAGCUGGAGGCGCAGUCUGCAACGUGCCCCACCUGAGUUCAAGUGGCGGCAGGGGGCGCUAGCACGGGGGCUGUGCCAUCAAACGUCCCUACAACGCUACCGAUUAGAAGUCCUACAAGCCAAGAGACUCUCAAGUUGUACGCGCACGUAUGUGCCAGCCUGUAGGAUAAUCUUGAGUCCUACUCUUUUGCCCGUGUAAGCGGGUGAGGCAACAUCAAGAAACAGUUGGACUUUGAAACCAUCGAAGCUUCGCAUUGAACAAACUCGACAUGAACUGAUCAAAUAAAAGAAAGUAUAUCGACAUUAUCAGCUAGCAUUUUGGACAAGAAGAAUACUGCUCUUCCUUUCCGAGUUUGUCUGCUAGAGGCAGCUUGACUCGUGUAGGUAUGCAAGGACGGAUCUUGACUAUCAAGCACGUUGCAUGGCUUUGUCUCGGUAUACGGUCAACUUUUUC